UUAGCUAUCCUUGCUACAGUUUAGGUUGGGACCUGGAAGCCUGAAUCGUCCGAUUUCACGAUCCUUGCCACAGUUUCCCUCCGCAUCUAUACUACUAGCAAGCACCGGAGGUUGGUUCUUCCUCCCUCGUCCCUUCCCUUCUCUUCCCAAUUUGUGCAUACAUUACACACAGAUCUCAACCGUUCGAGCGGGAGGCUUCUCCGCGUUUCUUUUGUGUUUCGAAAUGGAUCCGAACGCAGUAAAGUCCACUUUGUCAAAUCUUGCCUUUGGAAACGUAAUGGCUGCAGCUGCCCGUGAUUAUCAGAAGGAAUUGCUUGCACAAGAGAAGGUGCAGGCAUCGAGUUCUUCCAACCAGGAGGUUGACCUUGAUGAUUUAAUGGAUGAUCCUGAGUUGGAAAAAUUGCAUGCAGAUAGGAUUGCAGCUCUUAAGAAAGAAGCAGAGAAACGGCAGGAAUGGAAGAAGAAAGGUCAUGGGGAGUACAGGGAGAUAACUGAAGGGGAUUUCUUAGCUGAAGUCACCGGAAGUGAAAAAGUGAUUUGUCAUUUCUACCAUAAGGAGUUCUAUCGGUGCAAGAUAAUGGAUAAGCAUCUAAAGUCCCUUUCAUCAAAGCAUAUAGAUACGAAGUUCAUCAAGCUUGAUGCAGAGAAUGCACCAUUCUUCGUUGCAAAACUGGCAAUAAAGACUUUGCCUUGUGUCAUACUGUUCAGGCAAGGAGUUGCCGGAGAUAGAUUGAUAGGAUUUCAAGAUUUGGGAGGGAAAGAUGAUUUUUCCACAAGAACACUCGAAGCUCUGCUCAUAAAGAAAGGCAUAAUUGAUGAGAAGAAAUAUGAGGAUGAUGAAAAUGAUGGAUAUGAUGAAACUACGCGCAGAGCAGUCAGAUCAUCGGUCGUUGCUGAUUCAGAUUCUGAUUAAAAAUUAAUCCACUAAUGGUGUCAUGGAAGUUUUUAGAGUCAAGAUUUUGCUUUGUUCAUAUUUUAUUUUUCAAGAUCUCUGGUAGUCUGGUUUGUAUAAUCAUCAUUGUUAAAUUGAUGUUUAUUUAUGAGAGGGAAAUUAAAUCCGUGACAAUACUGAAACCAUGUGCUUGUAUAACCGGUUUGAAUUGCUUUGGGGCCAAACCAAGUUGAAAUAUGCAAAUUUUGAUAUUAUAUUUUCUA
Molecule: messenger RNA, 1155 nt
Organism: Arachis duranensis
Lineage: Eukaryota; Viridiplantae; Streptophyta; Magnoliopsida; Fabales; Fabaceae
Product: thioredoxin domain-containing protein PLP3B
Exons: 8
Coding region: 224-913 (229 amino acids)
Cellular component (GO): cytoplasm
Source: RefSeq, a predicted model, not a curated record